This is a messenger RNA of Octopus sinensis (East Asian common octopus), 2264 nucleotides long. RefSeq names its product probable ubiquitin carboxyl-terminal hydrolase MINDY-4. NCBI's taxonomy places the organism in Eukaryota, Metazoa, Mollusca, Cephalopoda, Octopoda, Octopodidae. Bases 124 to 2121 code for a protein of 665 amino acids. Gene Ontology annotation, molecular function: cysteine-type deubiquitinase activity; K48-linked deubiquitinase activity. The transcript has 17 exons. Gene Ontology annotation, biological process: protein K48-linked deubiquitination. The record is from RefSeq and is a predicted model, not a curated record.
AACGUAUUAAAUAACUCCCUGAAGGUGUCGCAAUCGAUUUGUUCCUAAUCAUGUCGCCGAGCUAUAAUGAAGUUGGCAACGUAAACAAAACUUUGUUUUGACAGUUUCAUUACUAACUGCAUCAUGGUUGACAAUCAAUUUGUCGAGGCAGUCACUGCCUCUCUCAUUCGGGAAUAUCUUAGUCGGAAGGGUCUGAAAGCAACCCUUCAAUCAAUGGAUAUCGAAAUGCCAAGAACUGAGAGCAGUAUCAACAACCGUGUGGCUCUCAUGAAACAACUGCAUAUUGAGAAACUGAUGAAGAAGAAUAAGGCGGAUAGUAACCCCUUGAGGAGUAUGGUAGAAGUUGUUACAAAAUUUAUUUUGGAACAAUCUGACUUUUGUAAUACCAUCCUUGCGAAAUCAAAUUCUUCUUCAAAGUCAUCUCAACUAAAUACAGCUUCUGAAAGAAAAGAAGAUAAAGAGGAAAGAAAAGAAAUGAUGGAUGUCAACAAAUUUCCUGUAAAAUCUUCUCUGAUUGGAGCUAAUGGAGAUUUUUCACCAAAGGCGCAGAGUGAAAUUGCUAGUCAAGUGAAAAGUACCAAUAAUUCUAGAAAGCUAAAUGGACAUGGCUUGUCCACGAGGAGUAGAGAGGAAGCAUUUUUUGAGAAUUUUAGUCCAUUGUCAAAAGUAAAAGACGAAGUGGGAGCUAUUCCAGUACCUCCAGAAGCUUCUCUUUCAAAUGCAUUAUUCGAUGAGUUCUUUCAUGGUGGACAUUGCAAGGAAUCAAAGUUUGUCUGUGACUAUUAUCACCCCAAAACUAAAAACAAAACAGACUUGCUUCAGGACCUAGUCCCUGAAUCUUUGAAGCUUAAAGAACCAAAGAACAUUCUUUCUAAUGAUAAUGACUAUCUUGAUGAUAAUUUGAAUGCAGUGAAAGAAACUGUGAUAACAGGAAGGAGGAGUUCCUCUGUUGAGACAUUAAAGGGUUUAAGUAUAGAAGAUGUUGAUGAUUCUGAAUUCUUAGACUUUACAGUACCCUCAUCAAGAAUUUCUCAAACAGCUCCCAUGUCUACUGUAAGAAAACCAAUAGAUCUCAAUACUGCUAUGAAACUGAAAACUUUAAUUCUUGGUUCACCAAAUUCCCAGUUUAGUCAAGAAUGGGCAAAGCAAAACUUGGAAUUCUGUUCACUGCCAAAGUUACAGUAUGGUAUAGUACAGAAAAAGGGUGGACCAUGUGGUGUUUUGGCUGCCGUUCAGGCUUAUGUCUUAUUGGAAAUGUUGUUUGGUGAAGACAAAGUAAAUACUGACUCAAGCUUUGAACCAAGCCCUGAAAAAUGUCGAACUGCCCUUGCUGCUGCGCUUAGUAAAAUAUUCUGGCAAGCUGGUGAACAUAAAUCAGCAGUCGUAACUUUGUCGAGCAGUGCCACACAUUUCAUUGGCGGCAACAAAUGUAAACCAGAUCGCCUGACAGAAACGUUGAUGCUUUACCAGUUCACUUCAUACAAGGAAUUAAACUCAUUUAUUAAGAAGAAUAUCAUACUGUUUGAAGCUGAAGGAAGCAGUGGUCUCAUUCUUGCCCUAUACUCAGCAAUCUUAUCGCGGUCUGUGCAAAAGAUACGUAGUGAAAUGGAUGAACCAAACAGCAAACUCAUGGGUUCUUAUGGCUAUUGCUCACAGGAGGUUGUGAACCUUUUUGUUACUGGAAAUGCUGUAUCCAAUGUAUUUGACAACAAGAUGGAACUGGAUUCUGGCACAGAGAAUGUAACAGUGCUAAGAGGUAUCCAGCACCCGAGUGAUAUUGGGUUCCUGUCAUUGUUUGAGCAUUACAACAACACCAAGGUUGGUUCUUACUAUAAGAACCCCAAAUAUCCGAUAUGGAUUGUGUGCAGUGAAAGUCAUUUCACUGUGCUGUUUUCAAUGAGUGACUCACUUGUGAAGGACAAUAAGGCAGAGAAGUUUGAUCUUUAUUACUAUGAUGGGCUUGCCAAACAGCAGCAACCGAUACGGCUCACCAUUGACAUAAGCAAUCCAAACUUCAAGAUACCAUCUGAUGAUGACAUGGUGCCUCCACUUGACUUGUGCAUUCGGACAAAGUGGCAUAAUGCCCGAAUAGACUGGAACUCUACAGAACCUUUGCUCUGAACUGUCUUUCCUGAAAAAGCAAAUCAUUUUUAUUGUAACACAGUUUGCUGUGAAUUCAAACUUAUAUAUAUAUAUAUAUAUAUAUAUAUAUUAUAUAUUUAUAUAUAUAUGUAUGUAUACAUGUUGAUAUAUAUGUGUGUAUA